Molecule: messenger RNA, 873 nt
Organism: Adineta steineri
Lineage: Eukaryota; Metazoa; Rotifera; Eurotatoria; Adinetida; Adinetidae
Source: the annotation of a GenBank genome assembly
AUGUCAUCGAGUUCAUCUUCAUACCAACAAUAUGGUAAUCCUGUUUUAUAUACUUUCGUUGGCUUUACACUUCAACCUUAUUGGUUAAUUAUUGCUGAAAUGCUUUUUCUUCAGGCACUACAACGUAUCAAUAGUCUAAUUGGAACCUCAUGUAAAAAGCAGAAGAAACACGUUUACAUUGCUCUUGAAAUCACAAUCCUUGGGCCUAAACGAACAGGAGUUGCACCAUUGAAAUAUAGUGUAUUGGAUUUUUUUCUCUCACUUGUAUCUGUCGGCCAUUUCGUUUAUUCAUGUUAUUUGCAAACAAAGUGCUCAUCUGCUGCUAAUGCAAAUUCUUGGAAUUGUUACAAUGCUUUUGGUUAUCGACUCUACAAUUAUGUUCUGCCAAGUGUCGUAUCCAUACUUGUUGAUUCUAUUGUUCAACUUGGUAAUAUUAAAUAUGUCAAAUGGUUUUUACUUGGUACAAGUAUUACUUUGAAUUCAUUAGUAGCUAUGGUAUUUAUUCCAUUUUUUGUCAGCAAUGUUAUACCUAUGUUAAUUAUAUAUUCAUGGAUACUGGUUGUUAUCUUAGUUGGUCUAAUUUUGCUAUACGCAAUCGUCAUCACUUCUGUAGUGAAUGCCAUAAGAAAAUGCGAAGGUUGUGGUUGUAUAUAUUGCGGAAAAUUCUUCGCAGCACAUUGUGUUGUUGGGCUUCAAGUGUUUGGAUGUCUUGUUUUUAGUAUGGCGUUUAAUUAUUCGCAGUAUAGCUUCUAUGGUGGAGAUUUUAAUUCAGUCCCAUGGUAUGAAUAUCAAUCAAGAGACACUGUGACUUGGUUUCAUAGUCUUAGUAAUAGUUCGGAAUUAUUAACUCAUAAUCUUCUAGCUGCCUUCUAA